Molecule: messenger RNA, 5419 nt
Organism: Hemibagrus wyckioides
Lineage: Eukaryota; Metazoa; Chordata; Actinopteri; Siluriformes; Bagridae
Gene: mmp15a
Product: matrix metallopeptidase 15a
Exons: 10
Coding region: 470-2485 (671 amino acids)
Biological process (GO): collagen catabolic process; proteolysis; extracellular matrix organization
Cellular component (GO): extracellular matrix
Molecular function (GO): zinc ion binding; metalloendopeptidase activity
Source: RefSeq, a predicted model, not a curated record
UUACAAUCGCACAUGCAACAUGAAACUUUUCCUUGCAAAACUCUACCCGGUGUUCAGCAGCACAGGACAUGGCGACAAGCAACAAGUAGCAGCAUUUUUCUGAACUUAAUGUCGGGUUAGUUGAGGCAUAAGUGCAAUAUGAUAAAGAUUUGGUUAGGGAAACGCGUGUGUUUUACAACUGAGCGGAAAGUGGGCUUCUGAGUCGAAUUAAAAGAGGGGGGGGAGACCACAAAAAUCUGCGGUUUGCACCCGUGCUGGAUUAUAUCUGAUAUGGAAAUGUAAAGUUUGCAAGCUGUAAUCUGGACGCAAGGAAACUAACACGCCAUCCUCCAAAAAACAGCUACAAACAACUUAUUCUUUCCUUUGUUGAAUUAACGGCACCGCUUCAAGGACCCAGUUUGCGUCCCAGUGCGCACUUUCGCUGAAGGCAAAACAAACAUUCCCUUGGGAUCUGAACCUAUGACCAGAGAUGAUUUGUAAAGCUUUUUCCACACCUGCGUUUGUUUUUUCUGUCCUUGUGUUGGUGCUGAAGGCAGUCGGAGUUUCGGCGCAAGAGGACGACGAGUUCAACGCCGAGACAUGGCUGAGGACCUACGGCUAUCUGUCCCAGGCCAGCAGGCAGAUGUCCACCAUGCAGUCGGCGCAGAUUCUGUCCACAGCCAUAAAGGACAUGCAGCGCUUCUACGGCCUGGACGUCACUGGCCAUGUGGACUCCACCACUCUGAAAGCUAUGAGGCGUCCGCGAUGUGGUCUUCCUGAUCACUUCGAAGUGUCGAGUGAAGGAAGUGUCAGGCGGAAACGUUUCGCUCUGACGGGUCACCAGUGGGAUAAAAACGAGCUGACUUACAGCAUUCAGAACCACCCACCCAGCAUCAGCCAGCAUCAGUCCCACGAGGCCAUCAGCAAGGCCUUCAGAGUCUGGGAGAAAGUGACUCCUCUCCGUUUCAAUCAGAUUCCUUACCGUGACAUCAAAAACGGCAGCGAGGGGCCGGAUAUUAUUCUGCUCUUUGCUUCUGGAUAUCAUGGAGACACGUCUCUCUUUGAUGGUGAAGGCGGGUCUCUGGCUCACGCGUUCUUUCCAGGUCCAGGCAUCGGAGGAGACACACACUUUGACAUGGAUGAACCAUGGACGCUCAACCAGCGGGAAGGAAGCGGCAUCGACCUGUUCCUGGUUGCAGUUCACGAGCUGGGUCACGCGCUGGGACUCGAGCACUCCAACGACGCCUCAGCCAUCAUGGCUCCGUUCUACCAGUGGAUGGACACGGAGAGCUUUUCUCUAGGCGAGGACGACAUCAGGGGCAUUCAGCAGAUCUACGGACCCCAUGUGGAGGCACCAACAGAGUCUUUAAGCACCACCACGAUCCCGGCAUUCACCACCACCACCACCACCAUAGCUGAACCAGAACCUACAUCCACCACUGCAGAGCCUUUAAAGCCCACCAGACCUCCAGAGAGACCCACCAGACUUCCGGAAAGACCCACCAGACCUCCUGAGAGAGCUACCAGACCUCCAGAGAGAGCCACCAAGCCGUGGGUUCCUCCGGCUCACCCCACACCCACUCGCCGCUCGGACCAAGACACCCCUGAUAUCUGCGACGGAGACUUUAACACGAUUGCGGUGCUCAGGGGGGAGAUGUUUGUCUUCAAGGGUCGGUGGUUCUGGAGGGUCAGGAGGAACCAGGUUCUUGAUAAUUACCCCAUGCCCAUUUCUUUCUUUUGGGUUGGCCUGCCUGAAGACAUAGAUGCGGCAUACGAACGCCAUGAUGGAAAAUUUGUGUUCUUCAAAGGCAGUAAAUACUGGUUGUUCAGGGAAGCCGACGUGUUGCCCGGAUAUCCUCAGGAACUGAUGCACUACGGUCACGGGAUGCCAGAUCGAGUGGACACGGCGGUGUGGUGGGAGCCAUCUGGAUACACUUACUUCUUCAGAGGAGACAGAUACUGGCGUUUCAGCGAAGAGUCUCGGGCUGCGGAUAAAGAUUACCCACGACCCAUCAGCGUAUGGGGCUCCAUCCCCGCUUCUCCUAAAGGGGCCUUCCUGAGUGAUGACGGAGCGUACACAUACUUCUACAAAGGAACCAAAUACUGGCGAGUUGACAACAAGCGCAUGAAGGUCGAUACGGGGUACCCGAGAUCCAUCCUGAAUGAUUUCAUGGGAUGCCAUGUUCACUUCGAUCCCGGCUUGGAUACCGAUAUAAAACCAGACCCUAAGUGGCCAGAGACAGGAGGAAAGGCCCAAGACGACAACAUGGACGACUACAGAGACAACGAUGUCAAUAACGACGAUGAUGAUGAUGAUGAUAAAAAGGUGGUGGUGCAGGUGAAAGAGACUAACGACUACGUCAUGACCCUCGUCCUGGUGACGGUGCCUCUGGUCCUGGUGCUGUGCAUUCUGGGAGCGAUUUACAUCAUCAUCAACACGCUGCAGAAAAAGGAGACUCCCAAAGUGCUGGUUCACUGUAGACGUUCACUGCAGCAGUGGGUGUGAUGCAUACAAGUGCACACAAGAACAGUUUCUCACACACACACACACACACACGCGCUCGCUGUAUGGUGUCCUCUUUCUGCACAUGUGUUGCGAUUGAAUACAUUUAGGAGAAGAAUCCACAUGAACAGUGCAUUUUUCUGUUAUUCAUGAAUUCUGAAGUUAAAAAGAUCUUAAAGCUCAGAGUUUGAGUCAUGAAACAAUGUUGACUUUGAGCUUAUGGAUGUUGAAGUGUCAUUUUAGUCCUAGGGAGCCUUUUCUGCAUAAUUUACCAUUAUUUCUGAGGGAAAUGUUGAAAUGAAAUAGGAAUGGCUUUUAAAUGGAGCUUGUGGAGUAUGCUCUUGUGUCUAAGUAGUUAUACCAUUGUUGCUAGGUAACAAAGAAAUUAUGGACGCUUGCUGUGGAAUUGUGAACAAUUUAGCUUGCUAACACAGGAAAUGUGACACAAAUGCCAGGAAUAUAAACAUUUACCUCUUGAUAAGUUCUUGAGUCAGCUGCUAUCAUAGACAUAAUAAAGGUCAAAAUAACCACUGAGAAACUAUUAGGAACUUUUUCCUCAGAAUUACUGAGAAAAAACUCCACUGGUUAAAAUUAUACUUUAAUAGCACUUAGCAUUAGCUGCUGUCAGAUAAUAUAGAGUCAUAGUGAGAGUGGAAGCAGGAUAUAACCACCCAGAAACGUUCCUGGUACUGGAAACAAGACAAAAAAUGUCAGGAAAUUGUAGGGAACGUAAACAUUUACCUCGGAUGUGUUGGUAAAUUACUAAGAAAUGACUCCACGGUUUAAAAUAUUGCAAUAAAACUUAGCAUCAACAGGUAUUAGGCAAUACUGAUGCAUAGUGUAAGUGGAAAUGAGACACAAAUGUCGGGAAUAUAAACAUUUACCUCAGAUGUGUUACGAAAUUACAGAGAAAAGACUCUGCAGAGUACAAUUAAACUGUAAUAAUGAUUAGCAUGUGCUGCUAUUACAGGCAACCUAAAGGUCAAAAUAAUCAGUGAGAAACUGUUAGGAAUAUAAACAUCAGAUUUGUUGAGAAAUUAAACUUCACAUCAGCUGCUAUCAGAUAAUAUAAAGCCAUAGUGAGAGUAAAAAACCGUCAGGAAUAUAAACGUUUUUCUCAGAUGUGUUGGUGAAUUAGUCCAAAGAUUAAAGUUAGAUUGUAUUAUAAUGGUACCACAAAAAUGUCCGGAAUAUCAACGUUUUCCUCAGGUGUCUUGGUAAAUUCCCAGGAAACGACUCCACAGAUUACAAAUUAAACUGUAAUAACUCUUAGCAUUAGCAGCUAAAACAGACAAUAUAAAGACAAAGCGAGAGUGGAAACAAGACAUAACUGCCCAGAAACUGUCGUGAUAGUGGAAACAAGACACAAAUAUCAGGAAAUGAUCUGGAAUAUAAACAUUUUCCUCAGAGGUGUUGGCAAAUUACUAAGAAAAACACUCCACAGUUGAAUUAAAUCCUAAUAACAUUUAGCGUUAGGUACUAAUUCAACUUCUGUGGGUUCUGCCAUAUUACGGAAACCACAACAUUGCCUCAAUAAGUCUCUAAAUUAUGAUUCAUGAACUUUCUGAUAACACCAAAAAGUGCUGUUUAAGUGGAAUCUCCUUGUAAACAUGUCGAACUCAUGACCGUAUAUGGAUGUAGUAAAAUAGUUUCUCCACAGCGAGACACUUUUUUUUUUUUUUUUUUUUUUUUUGCCUUUACACGACUGUGGUGCUCUGCCCAUUUAACACUCUGUUCUGGACAGAGGGAUUUGCACUUUCAUGUCAUUUUUAAAUGAUUCUAUCAUUUGUUCUGUGGUGGCUUUACGUCGUGGUUCUUCUGUGUUCUGUUGUGUGUGAAUGUCUACGCAUAAAGCAUGAAGCAGAUUCUCUCCUUCCCUCCUUUAACGAGCCCAAACUCAACUUUUACAACUCUCUCACACAGAGUUCGAGUGUGUUAGUCAGCGAAAUUCUGCCGCUCUGUUCAGUUAAGUGGCCUCAGUUAAGUUAAUAGCGAAAAAAAAAAAAAAAAACCCAAACUGUGUGUUUGGAAGAGCAUCAUGAAGAGCGUAAAGGAGUUAAAGGAGGUUGGUUUUAUAAAUUGCAUUGCACAUACUUGCAACGUUUACUGUCUGUGCUGACGGGGCCGAGCCUGGCUUGUGUUACACACAUGGUGCUGAUUAAGGGAUUUUUGAGGGCGAGAGACAAAGAGGAAGAAAGUUAGAGAGAGGACGAAGGGGGAAGGGGGUUUCUUUAUCCAUGCAGCAUUUCCUUCCCUUCCUCUGAGUUCCAUCCACUUUGCCAAACAGAAAAGGAGGGGGAUAUGCCACUGAGGCGUGCUCCUACUGUCACUAUGACCUACAUUUAAAACUCCUUUCUGCCCUUUAUCACAAAUUUUGUAUCAUUCCUGGGGCAAAACAAAGCCUUCCUGUGGGAUUUUGUCAUUUUCUGAGCCAGGUUUUAACCACAGGUUCCUCUCAGGGCCUCUCCCUGGAGUCUGUUUAUGAGAAUCUUGGCUUCGUGUCCAUUAGCUGCUGCUGCGAUUACGGCUCACCAUCAAGCUCUUCGUUUUUACUGUGUGACUUCAGCAGAAAAAAAAGAAAUCUGAUCCCUUUUUUUGUCCUCAUGUCUGUCUCUCUCUCUCUCUCUCUCUCUCUCGCUCUCUCUCUCUCUCUCUCUCUCUCUCUGCUUAUCAGUGCCUUGAACGAUUGUUUUUAAACCUGUGUCAUUUUUGUACUGUGUAUCAUAUGAAUGUGUAGUAGGUUUUUUUCCCCCCUUUUUUUCUUCUUGUAAUUUGUUGAUAGAUUUACAUUUGCAUACAUUUUUGUAUUAUCAAUGAACUGACUCGAUCAUGCAGGGCAUGUAUUGCUUUUUUUUCCAAUGCAGGUAGCCUAUUAUGAGAUGACUAUUAUAAGCUUGCUUACAAUAAAAACCAGUUUCACAAAAAAAAAAAAAAAAA